Psylliodes chrysocephalus is the source of this 723-nucleotide messenger RNA. NCBI's taxonomy places the organism in Eukaryota, Metazoa, Arthropoda, Insecta, Coleoptera, Chrysomelidae. The record is from the annotation of a GenBank genome assembly.
AUGAAGAUAGCUUUAAUAACGUUAACAGCUUUCGCGUUGGUAUUAGCCGAACCUCCAGUACCCAACAGUCAGUACCUGCCCUCUAACACUUAUGGAGCCCCAAGGCCGUCUACUCCAGCGAGUACGUAUGGAGCACCAGCGCAAACGGAAGCGAUUUUAAGACCAAGCAGUAGUUACGGUCCUCCAAGCAAUACCUAUGGUCCUCCAAGUAACACGUACGGUCCACCAAGCAACGCUUACGGACCUCCCGGUGGUGGAUAUCCAGGUGGAAGAGGAGGAGAUGAUCAAUCCGAACCAGCUAACUAUCAAUUCUCCUACCACGUAGACGAUCCUCCAUCAGGAAACGAUUUUGGACACGAAGAACAAAGGCAAGGUGAUGUAGCCAAAGGAAAAUAUUUCGUUCUCUUGCCCGACGGUCGUCUUCAGACUGUAGAGUACACAGCUGAUUCUGACGGUUACAAACCAAAAAUUACCUACGAACAGGUUGGUGGAUAUCCAUCUGGAGGACCAGGAGGGUAUCCAUCAGGAGGGCCAACAGGGUAUCCCGCAGCUAAUGGAGGUGGAAAUGGAGGUUAUCAAUAUUAGACUCCUUAGUUAGGUUGGAAUGUUUAGAAUUGUAUGCUUGUACUUGGUAUAGUUCGUGUUUUUGAGUCAUCAAUAACGAAUGGCUAUGGCUCCAUAAUAUACUUUACUUUUCUUUUCACUUUCUUGCAUUCUUUUUUG